Messenger RNA from Penaeus monodon (black tiger shrimp), 3622 nucleotides. RefSeq names its product cartilage oligomeric matrix protein-like. The transcript has 23 exons. The record is from RefSeq and is a predicted model, not a curated record. Gene Ontology annotation, cellular component: extracellular region. Gene Ontology annotation, biological process: cell adhesion. Bases 1 to 3354 code for a protein of 1117 amino acids. Lineage: Eukaryota; Metazoa; Arthropoda; Malacostraca; Decapoda; Penaeidae. Gene Ontology annotation, molecular function: calcium ion binding.
AUGGCAAACGACGACGUUGGCUGGCAAAAGAACAAAUGCCUUAGGAACGAGAGUGACUGCCAUAUCAAAGCCAGCUGUGAACCUAUUCAUGGUAGCAACUACACCUGCACGUGUAAUGAAUACUAUUUUGGCAAUGGGUUCGACUGCAAAGAUGCCUGUGAGCUGAACACUUGCUUCCCUGGAGUUGCAUGCAAUGUUACCUUCAACGAGACUUUGUUCAUUUGUGGUCCUUGCCCUUUCGGGUACAGUGGCAAUGGUAGCUAUUGCAUAAAAUUAGAGUGUCCAACAGGAUUUGCAGGUGAUGGUGUGACCUGCGGCCCUGACAGCGACCUGGACGGCUUCCCCAACAUGGACCUGCCUUGCGUCGAUCCUCAGUGUCGUCGGGACAACUGCCCAGUGGUACCCAACGCGGACCAGGGAAACGAAAAUUGCCCGCUAGUGUAUAAUCCCAGCCAAAGUGACAUCGACGCAGACGGCUUCGGCGAUGACUGCGACAACUGCCCCAACCACGCUAACCAGACCCAGUCCGAUGCUGACGGUGACGGGAUCGGCGACCCCUGUGAUGCCGACGCGGAUGAUGAUGGCGUGAUGAACGACGUCGACAACUGCGUCGAAGUGGCCAACAGCGACCAACUGGACCUCGACGGCGAUGGCGUGGGCGACGCGUGCGACAACUGCCCCCAAGACGCCAACGGUGACCAGGUCGACAGCAACGCAAACCUUUUCGGAGACGCCUGCGAUAAUGGCGUUGACUCAGAUGCAGACUCCAUCUUAGACACGCUGGACAACUGCCCCGCCUUUCCCAACAGCGACCAGGGCGACGUCGACGCGGACGGAGUCGGCGACGUGUGCGAUGACGACGCUGACAACGACGGAGGGGACGUCAACGAAGACGGCGUGGGGGACGCGUGUUCGCAGGAUUAUGACGGGGAUGGACAUGUGGACGCCACAGACAAAUGUCCGAAGAGUGGAGCUCUUUGGCAUGAGAGCUUGGGGACAUUACAAGUAGUUCAGCUGUAUUCUUACAACAAUCCAAAGUGGACAUUCUCUAAGGACGGUUUGCAAAGCUACGAGAGCGAGGACUCCGACCCGACGACGGCUCUUGGAAACGUCAGUGUUAGCAGCGUCGAUCUGGAGGUAACAAUAUAUGUGGAUAACGAUUUCGGUGACGAUUUUAUCGGAUUUACCUUUAGUUUCCGCGACCACUCCUCCUUCUACGUGAUAAUGUGGCGGCAGGACACGGAAUCCGGCUUCUCCACUUCUUCGAGCAGGGGGAUCUUCCUGAAGGGGGUGGACAGCGCGCAAGGACCCGGAACUACCCUAAGGAGAGAUUUGUGGUCUGACGAUUCCAGUGGGGAAACCAUAGUGCUGUGGAAAAAUCGCUUCCCUUGGUCCAGGAAGCUGUCGUAUCGCCUCAGAGUCCUGCACCGGCCGCUGAUCGGGGCCAUGCGAGUGUAUCUCAGUUCCGGAAAGACUUUGUUGCUUGAUUCUGGCAACAUUUAUGACGGUCGUUUGACUGGCGGAAGGUUCGGGCCAUUUUGCUUCUCUCAAGGAAAAGUCAUGUGGGCGAAUCUGCAGUACAAGUGUAAUGACAAGAUCCCUCAAAAGAUGUAUGACGACCUGUCUACGUCGUUACAAGCGAUCGCCGAGGUAGAGGACGACCCCAUGUACCCUUUGUGCUGGAAUUGCCAUUAUUACGCUGACUGCAACAUCGUCGGUUCCUCUCACACGUGCACAUGCAAACCAGGAUACACUGGAGACGGAAAAAGCUGUAUCAACCCUUGCCAGCACACGGUGUGUCCUGAGGGAAGCUUCUGCAACCAUACCUUUACCGGGAGCUUCUACACUUGCACCAAAUACCCAGCGUGGUUGGUUGAGUCCCCGUGUCCAGAAGGUCAAGCCGGGAAUGGCACCUUCUGUGGUCUCGACAGUGACAGAGACGGAUACCCUGACGUGGCUCUGGAGUGCGUCGACCAACGCUGCGCUCAAGACAACUGCGUCUACGUUUAUAACCCGGACCAGCUCGACGCCGACGGUGACUACGUGGGCGACGCCUGCGAUCUCGACAUAGACGGAGACGGGAGGAACACGAGAUUCGACAACUGCCCUUUGGUCAUCAACUUCAGCCAGGCAGACUUCGAUGACGAUGACCACGGAGAUGCAUGUGAUAACUGCUACGACGUCCCAAACCCGAGCCAGCGUGACAGAAUCCUCAAUGCCAAUGACAACUGCAUCAGCGUUAGUAACCCUGAUCAAAUGGACUCCGACGGGGACGGCGUUGGCAACGCUUGUGACAACUGCCUUCAAAUACUUAACCCUCUUCAAAAUGACACCGAUGAAGACUUUGUUGGGGAUGAAUGUGACACCAAUAUUGACACUGACAGCGAUGGUGUUCAGGAUGAUUUAGACAACUGCCCGAACGUUGCCAAUGCUGACCAGCUUAACUACGACGGCGACGCAGCUGGCGACGCGUGUGACGACGACGCCGAUGGAGACGGCGUCCUCAAUGGCGUCGACAGGUGUCCUCUCGUCCACGACCCGGACCAGCUUGACACGGACGGCGACGGCGUCGGAGACAUCUGCGAAAACGACUACGACCAGGACGGCGUCCGAGACGCUCUCGAUAACUGCCCCAAAAACAACGGGAUUUUCACCACGGAGUUUGUGAACGUGACUGUCGUCCUGCUCUCAACUCAAGUAGAAUUCCCUAAAUACCACUUCCUGCCCUCGAGAACCGGCUUCUUUCUGCGGCCUUCAUAUGAAACCUCUCUUGCUAUAGGUAGUAUUAGGUUUGGCGGCGUCGACUUCCAGGGAACGUUCAUUGUCGAAGCAACAGACGACGAUUUCGUCGGAUUCGUCUUCAGCUAUCAAGAUUUCGGCAAGAGUUACCUCGUGAACAUGAAGAAAGGCUAUCAGACAUACAACGUUGGCGAGGUAAAGGCAGGGACGCAGCUCAAGCUCGUGAAUUCUAUGACCAGCACAAAGGGAGAUGAGCGCGGUAUUGAGAACGCUCUGUACAACACCGUCAGCAUUCCGGACGAGACUACCCUGCUUUGGUUCGACAGCAACGCCAUCUGGGAGCCGAACGUACACUACAACUUCCGAGUGUCCCAUCGGCCGGACAUCGGGCUCAUAAGGGUCUACAUUACAGAAAACGGGAAACUGGUGACUGAUUCCGGAAACAUUUACAACGACGAACUGAAGGGAGGUCGCCUAGGCGUAUCGACCACAGACGAGUAUCGGAUUACGUGGGUUAAUCUGAAAUACAGUUGCAAUGAGAAAGUGUCUCAGGAGAUAUACGAUGACCUGCCUCAAGCAUUAAAGGACCAAGUGGAGAUUGAAACCACACCCUAAAAUACACGGACCCAGAAAGCCGGAAAGACAACUGAUUUACCCCCAUCGAUCAACUAUUUGUCAACUCUAACUCUCGAAAGAAGUUUCAGAUGAAACAGGAAUACCCAUUCUUUCAAUAUUUUUUUUUUCUAGACUUAUCAUGGUAGAUUCACAGUUAUUCGUUGUUUAAACUGGGAGUUUCAUUAAUAUGUUUAUGUUCACAUUUUGUUUGAAGAGAAACAAACAUUCAAAAUAAAUAAAUAAUACUACAGCACUUCGGAAGAAAUUG